AGGGUCGCGGAGUUAGUCUGAGUCGUGACGGUCUGGGUUGCAGUUGAAUGUUCGUGUGCAUAUCGGAGAUUUGAGUGAGAGUUGCUUGGUGAUGUUCUAAGUCCUGCCAACGAAGACUGAGUUUACCGAACGAUAAACUUUCGGUUUUUUCGUCAUCUAAAUUGUUAUAAUGCGGGUAGAAAUCCAUUCUGCGGCAAAUUUCCUGGUCCAUCUGCUGAGGCUGAAUCAUAAUGGUCUCAGCGAAACUCAGCUGGAGAUGUUCAAAGCAUCGCUUACUGAAGUUCUGCGUAUGCGAUACAAGGAGCAUUGGUUCCCCGAAAAACCAUCUCGUGGAUCUGGUUACCGUUGCAUACGUAUCAACGGCAAGAUGGACCCAGUGGUAGCGCAAGCUGGGAAAGCUGUCGGACUGCCGCCUGCGUACCUGCACAGUCUGUUUCCUUCGGAGUUAACGAUGUGGAUAGAUCCAGCUGAAGUGUCCUAUAGGAUCGGCGAGAACGGCUCCAUCUGUGUUCUGUACGAAGACACAGCACCAACGACGUCGGAGGAAUUCGCACUGGAAAGGCCCCUGACGAAGUGCGAUGUUCCUGCGUGCAGUACGGGCAGCGGCAACAAUGGUGGCGGUAGCGGCAGCAGCGCGACCUGCAAGGAGAGCUUGAUGUUCCUAGACCCACGGGGAGUGCAGCAUCUGGCGGCGUACGUCUCCAGCUGAACAUCACGGCCAGCAUCGUAUGAUUUCCCGGUCGCAAAUUUGCCAAACUACAUGAACAAUUGUGAUCUCAGUGUUUCCUUAUGUCUUGAUUUGCUCGUGUUUAUUUGUCUAUUACCCAAAUUCUGUCUUUCAGAGCGAGUCUUCAGGGACCAAAUUUGUGCAAGGAUGGCCCGAUCCUAUCGAAGCGGCCAGUCGUGUUUUUUUAUCUACGUCAUUUUCAAAGGAAAAGAACGAGCUUGAACGUUGUUAGAUGAAUGCAUAGAGA
Messenger RNA from Schistocerca nitens (vagrant locust), 974 nucleotides. RefSeq names its product protein BTG2-like. Gene Ontology annotation, biological process: negative regulation of mitotic cell cycle; negative regulation of cell population proliferation. The coding region runs from base 170 to 709 and encodes 179 amino acids. NCBI's taxonomy places the organism in Eukaryota, Metazoa, Arthropoda, Insecta, Orthoptera, Acrididae. Gene Ontology annotation, cellular component: cytoplasm; nucleus. The record is from RefSeq and is a predicted model, not a curated record. The transcript has a single exon.